CUAAAAACUUUUUUGCUUGCCUGUUUUUUGUUUAGUUAUUUAUAAGAUAUUAAUUAUUUUAUUUUUUGAAUCUCGUUUUAAAAUGCAAGCACCAGUUGUAUUUUUAAAUUCUUCAAUUACCAGACAAACUGGUCGUGAAGCUCAAACUGCUAACAUUACAGCUGCAAAGGCUGUUGCUGAUAUUAUUCGAACCUGUUUGGGUCCUAAAGCAAUGCUUAAAAUGAUAUUGGAUCCGAUGGGUGGAAUUGUUUUAACAAAUGAUGGCCAUGCAAUUUUGAGAGAAAUUGAUGUCUCUCAUCCUGCUGCAAAAUCAAUGAUUGAGUUAAGUAGAACUCAAGAUGAAGAAGUUGGUGAUGGUACAACAUCAGUUAUUAUUUUAGCUGGUGAAAUAUUGGCUCAAACUUUUCCUUAUAUUGAAAAAAAUAUUCAUCCAAUUAUUAUAAUUCGAGCUUUAAAAUUAGCAUUGAAUGAUUCGUUAGAUUUUAUACAUCAAAUUUCGGUUCCAAUUGAUCUUUCCAAUGAAUCAGAAUUAUUAAAUUUAAUUAAAUCAACUAUCGGAACUAAAUAUAUCUCUAAAUGGAGUGAUCAAAUGUGCAAAUUAGCUUUACAAGCUGUUAGAGCGGUUUCAAUCAACUAUAAUGAUGGUCAUAAAGAAAUUGAUAUUAAAAGAUAUGUCAGAGUGGAAAAGAUUCCUGGUGGAGAAAUUGAAGAUUGUCAAUUCAUAAAUGGUUGUAUUUUAAAUAAAGAUAUUACUCAUCCAAAAAUGAAAAGGUAUAUUGAAAAUCCAAGAGUUAUAUUAUUAGAUUGUCCUUUAGAAUAUAAGAAAGGUGAGUCUCAAACUAAUAUUGAAAUUACUGAAGAAGAUCACUGGAAUAGAAUUUUACAAAUUGAAGAAGAACAAAUUAAAAAUUUAUGUGAUGAAUUAUUAAAAUUCAAGCCAGAUUUAAUUUUGACAGAAAAGGGAGUAUCUGAUUUAGCUCAACACUAUCUUUUGAAAGGUGGCGUUACAGUAUUAAGAAGAGUUAAAAAGUCAGAUAACAAUAGGAUUGCUAGAGUUACUGGUGCAACGAUUGUUAAUCAAGUUGAUGAUUUAAAAGACUCAGAUGUUGGUAUAAAUUGUAAAUUAUUCAAGAUUGAAUUAAUUGGAGAUGAAUAUUUUACAUAUAUUUUAUCCAAAGAUUCUGAGAUUUCAAAAGCUUGUACAAUUUUAUUGAGAGGACCAUCAAAGGACAUUAUAAAUGAAAUUGAUAGAAAUUUACAAGAUGCAAUGGCAGUAACUAGAAAUGUUUUCUUGGAACCAUCAUUGUCGCCAGGAGGUGGAGCAACUGAGAUGGCAAUUUCAAUAAAGUUGUUAGAAAAUUUGUCCAAAAUCGAAAAUAUACAACAAUUGCCUUAUAAGGCAGUUUCAGAUGCGCUAGAAAUCAUUCCAAGAACAUUAAUUCAAAAUUGUGGUAAAAAUCCAAUUAGAAUAUUGAGUAAGUUAAGAAGCGAACAUAGUAAAGGAAAUUAUACUAUGGGUAUUGAUGGAGAUACAGGAGAUAUUGUUGAUAUGAAGGAUUAUGGAAUUUGGGAGCCCGAAGUUGUUAAACAACAAAGCAUUAAAACAGCUAUUGAAAGUUCCUGUUUAUUAUUAAGAAUCGAUGAUAUUGUUAGUGGUAUUCGUAAAGAUGAAAGAAAAUGA
Molecule: messenger RNA, 1681 nt
Organism: Ascoidea rubescens DSM 1968
Lineage: Eukaryota; Fungi; Ascomycota; Saccharomycetes; Ascoideales; Ascoideaceae
Gene: CCT3
Product: chaperonin-containing T-complex subunit CCT3
Exons: 2
Coding region: 83-1681 (532 amino acids)
Biological process (GO): protein folding
Cellular component (GO): chaperonin-containing T-complex
Molecular function (GO): ATP binding; ATP hydrolysis activity; ATP-dependent protein folding chaperone
Source: RefSeq, a predicted model, not a curated record